Molecule: messenger RNA, 6714 nt
Organism: Synchytrium microbalum
Lineage: Eukaryota; Fungi; Chytridiomycota; Chytridiomycetes; Synchytriales; Synchytriaceae
Exons: 5
Coding region: 1-6714 (2237 amino acids)
Cellular component (GO): nucleus
Molecular function (GO): ATP hydrolysis activity; nucleic acid binding; ATP binding
Source: RefSeq, a predicted model, not a curated record
AUGGCUGAUAAAGCACAGCAGGCCACCCAGUAUGGAUAUACUGCCAAUUCCAAUUUGGUUCUGCAGGCUGACCGCUCAGCUUUGCCUCGUCGAGAUCAAGAACCAUCUGGAGAAUCAGAGACAUUGUAUGGUAAAAUCGACCCCAAGAAGAUGGGCGAUCGAGCCCAGAGAACGUAUGGCGAUGAGAAGGCUCGUAUCGACAAGAAACGCAAAGAUCGAGAAGAUAAAUUACAUCGACAAGGCCAUGAACGUGAAUUGAAGAAGGGGAAGAGUAAAGCUGACAAGGAAAAAUUCAUGAAGGGUCAUGGAUUGGAUGUCUUGGCUGCUACAGAAGAUUUGGAAGGUGUCACCUACCGUCCACGAACCAAAGAUACCGCUCAAACCCAUCAGCUCAUGCUUUAUUUUAUGGCUGAACAGCUGGGCGAUGUACCACAGGAUGUAAUAAAAGGAGCUACAGACGAAGUCAUCCAAAUCCUAAAAGAAGAAACCGCAAAGGACUUUGACAAGAAACGUGAUAUUGAAAGGCUCUUGCAAGAUAUCAGAGGAUCUGCAACUGUCUUGUCAUCAGAAAAGUUUGCGCAUCUAGUAGGUCUUGGUAAAAAAAUCACAGAUUACCGAGCAGACGAAGCAGCUGAGGCUGCCGCUGCCGUAUCUGCCGAUACAGGUGCUAGGAAACUAGAUACCAUGGAUGAUGAAUAUGGUGUUGCUGUCGUCUUUGACGAGGAAGAAGAAGACGAAGACUCGGACGAUGAAAUGGAAAUCAAGGAUGAUGACGAUGAUGAGGAGGAGGAUGAAGGACAGGAUGCUGAAGCUACUGCCACGUUACGAACUGGUAAUCGUGACGACGAAGACGAGGAAGGUGAUGAGAAUGCGGAUGACUCGACUAUAAUUAUACGAUCUCAGAAGAUCUCGACUCGUGCUUCCGGUAAAUCCGCAGCUUCUAGUAGUACUGAAUCUACCGUCCUCAAAGUCCACGAUGUUGAUGCCUUCUGGCUCCAACGUAUGGUCGUAGCACGAGUCUCCAAUGUCAAUGAAGCUCAAGAUAUGACUGAUCGAGCUCUCCGAAUCCUCGAAACUACACCGCCAUCUCGUCUCGAGACCCAACUAUUAGAUAUCUUUGGUCUUGGAAAUUUCGAGCUUGUAAAGCUCUUGAUCUCAAACCGUCAUAUUGUAUUAUGGUGUACUCGUCUUGCCCAAGCCCAAACACCUGAAGCUAAAGCCACCAUUGAAGCUCGCAUGCGUGAAUUGGGUUUGGAUGAUAUAUUAGGCAAACUAGCUUCUGCACCUCAAGAACGGACAGACGAUGGGUCGCGCAAAAUUGGUGGUUUUAUGGAUGUAGAUAUGGAAGAUGCUGGACCUGGUGUGGCUCCUGCUCAUCAACGUGUGUCUGGAGGUCUAGCCCCACGUCAAAUACUAGAUUUGGAGUCGUUGGUCUUCUCAUCUGGUGGACACUUGAUGUCGAAUAAGAAAGUCAAGUUGCCUGAAGGAUCAUUCAAACGUAGCAAGAAGGGAUAUGAAGAGGUUCAUGUGCCAGCACCCAAGAAGACCCAGGCAAAUAACAUUCCUUUGGUACCUAUAACUGAUCUACCAGAAUGGGCUAGACCAGCUUUCACAGGAACCAAGGAUCUCAAUCCAGUCCAAAGUAAAGUCUUCCCUACGGCCUUCUAUAGCGAUGAAAAUCUCUUACUUUGUGCACCUACUGGUGCUGGUAAGACCAACGUCGCCAUGUUGACAAUGCUGCACGAAAUUGGCAAGCAUAUCAAUCCAUCUACUGGUAAAGUCGACUUGGACAACUUCAAGAUUGUAUAUGUAGCUCCCAUGAAGGCUCUAGUCCAAGAAAUGGUCGGAAACUUUGGCCUGAGACUCUCACCAUACGGAAUAAACGUAGCUGAAUUAUCUGGUGAUCGUCAGUUGACUAAGCAGCAAAUUGCUGAAACUCAAAUCAUCAUCACCACGCCAGAAAAAUGGGAUAUCAUUACUCGUAAAGCUACGGAUAGAUCGUAUACCAAUCUAGUAAGGCUUGUCAUUGUUGAUGAAAUCCAUUUACUACACGAUGAACGAGGGCCGGUAUUGGAGGCUAUUGUAGCACGUACUCUUCGAACCGUAGAACAAACUCAACAGCCAUGUCGUUUGGUCGGUUUGUCUGCUACUCUACCCAACUAUGUAGAUGUCGCUGCCUUCCUCAGAGUCGAUAUGAAGACUGGUCUCUUCUUCUUUGACGGUAGCUUCCGUCCAUGUCCUCUCAAACAGCAAUAUAUAGGUAUUACGGAAAAGAAGGCUACGAAACGUUUCCAAACCAUGAACGAAAUCGCUUAUGAAAAAGUCAUGGAAGAAGCUGGCAAAAAUCAAGUCUUGAUCUUUUGUCACUCUCGUAAAGAAACAGCUAAAACAGCCAAGGCUCUCCGAGAUAUGGCUUUGGAAAAGGAUACACUGAUGCAGAUCUUGCCUGCUGAUGAAGCAUCCCGUCGUAUCUUGCAGGAAGAAGCCCCAACAGUGAAGAAUGCCGAUUUAGCUGAUAUUCUUCCAUAUGGAUUUGCCAUUCAUCACGCUGGUAUGACGAGAGCAGAUCGAACACUUGUAGAGGACUUGUUUGCAGGUACUCACGUCAAAGUAUUGGUAUCAACUGCAACCUUGGCUUGGGGUGUCAACCUGCCAGCCCAUACUGUCAUCAUCAAAGGAACCCAAAUAUAUUCUCCAGAGAAGGGACGUUGGGUUGAAUUGUCGCCUCAGGACAUAUUACAGAUGCUUGGUCGAGCUGGCCGACCUCAGUUCGACACCUUUGGUGAAGGUAUAAUCAUAACAACAAACCAGGAAUUGCAAUAUUACUUGUCUCUCUUGAACGAACAGCUUCCCAUCGAAUCACAGCUAGUCUCAAAACUGGCCGAUACUCUGAAUGCUGAGAUCGUACUUGGAUCCAUACGUAAUCGUGAUGAAGCUGUCCAAUGGCUUGGAUAUACAUAUUUAUACGUCCGUAUGCUUCGUAAUUGCACCUUGUAUGGUAUAUCUCCCGACGAGCUAAAGGAAGAUCCGGUCUUGCUGCAGCAUCGUGUGGACUUGAUCCAUUCAGCUGCUACCGUCCUCGACAAGCACAAUUUGCUUAAAUAUGAUCGUAAGACAGGCAAAUUCCAAGUAACCGAGCUCGGUCGUAUUGCUGCUCACUUUUAUAUCUCGCAUUCUUCCAUGGCCACCUAUAAUCAACAUUUAAAACCUACCAUGUCGUUGAUUGACUUGUUCCGAGUCUUUGCCUUGUCGGAUGAAUUCAAGUAUAUACCUGUACGAGAAGAAGAGAAGUUGGAAUUAUCCAAGCUUUUGGAACGAGUGCCUAUUCCAGUUAAGGAGGGCAUUGAGGAGCCUACUGCCAAGAUUAAUGUGCUGCUUCAGGCAUACAUCUCGCAGCUCAAACUUGAAGGGUUUGCUCUCAUGUCUGACAUGGUAUACGUAACUCAGAGUGCUGGUCGUAUUCUUCGAGCCAUCUUCGAAAUAUGUCUUAAACGAGGAUGGGCACAGUUGAGUCGUAAAGCCUUGGACAUGUGCAAGAUGGUUGAAAAGCACAUGUGGUUGUCCAUGUCUCCGCUACGUCAAUUCUUGGGCAUCCCAUCGCUACAAAAGAAUGUACCUCAGCUGCUAGAAAUCAUUAAAAGAUUCGAACGUAAAGAGUUUCCAUGGGAACGCUAUUACGACUUGAAUCCUCAAGAGUUGGGAGAAUUUGCUGGUAUGCCCAAAGCCGGUAAUGAUAUACAUCGUCUCGUGCAUCAAUUCCCUAAACUGGAAAUCGAUGCCAAAGUAUCGCCCAUAUCUCGAUCCAUGCUUAAAGUAGAAUUGACCAUCACUCCCGACUUCCAAUUUGACGAUGCUGUACAUAGCAAUGGAUUGGCUGAGUCAUUCUGGAUAUUUGUAGAGGAUGCUGAUAGUGAGAAUAUUCUCUUCCAUGAUACAUUCUUAUUGAAGAAACGAUAUGCAGGUGAUGCUCAUCAAGUGGACUUUUAUGUACCAUUGUAUGAGCCACUUCCUCCCAACUACUUUAUAUCUGUAAUAUCGGACAGAUGGCUUCACUCGGAAGUCCGUCUGCCUGUAUCCUUUAAACAUCUCAUCCUUCCCGACAAGUAUCCACCACACACAGAACUCUUAGAUUUGCAACCACUCGCCGUAUCCGCAUUAAAGAAUCCACUAUUCGAACGACUGUAUAAGGAUGAUGUUGAUCGUUUCAACCCCAUCCAGACUCAGGUCUUUAACUCUUUAUAUAAUUCAGAUGAUAACGUACUAGUAGGAGCUCCGGCUGGAUCAGGCAAGACGAUAUGUGCCGAGUUUGCUCUGCUUCGACUAUGGGCCUUCUCACCACGAGCACAUGCUGUAUACAUGGCUCCGUAUGAAUCCGUAGUAGAAACUUUGGCCUCUGAAUGGAAGGUCAAGUUUGGUAGUCUCAUGGGUGGUAAAAAUAUCGUAACAUUGACUGGAGAUGUGACUGUAGAUCUCAAACUAUUGGAGAAGGGAGAUGUCAUUUUCACUACUCCUGAAUGUUGGGAUAAUGUAUCUAGACGAUGGAAGAAGCGUCAACGAGUACAAAAAGUCGGAUUAUUUAUAAUCGAUGAAAUCCAUCUUAUUGGAGGUUCUGUGGGUCCAGUCAUGGAACAAGUCGUAUCACGUAUGAGAUAUGUAGCUGCUCAAUUAGGUGAAGACAAGUCAAUCCCACCAGAAAAACGACACAAGAUGCGAUUCGUCGCGUUGAGUGCUUCGUUGGCUAAUGCUAGAGAUGUCGGUGAAUGGAUUGGAGCUCCUCCAGCCUCUGUCUUUAACUUUCAUCCCAAUGUACGACCAGUGCCUCUCGAAAUCCACAUCCAAGGAUAUAAUGUACCGCACUUCCCAUCUCUCAUGAUAACCAUGGCCAAACCAACGUAUCUUGCUAUAACGCAACUACCUCGACCCUCUCCCACCAUAAUAUUCGUCCCAUCUCGUAAACAGUGUAGUCUAACAGCCAACGAAUUACUCAUAUUCUGUGCUGCAGAUGACCAACCACGUCGAUUCUUGCACGUUGAUGAAGCCAGUCUCCAACCAUAUGUAGAGAAAAUAGAUGACAAGGCACUGGCUGAAGUCUUGCCUUAUGGUAUUGGCAUCUAUCACGAAGGUUUGUCCAAAAAGGAUAAGAAAACUGUAGAGUCGCUUUAUGAGACUGGUGCUUUGCAGCUUGUUAUUGCAUCUCGAGAAAUGAGCUGGGGCAUGUCGCUUGACGCUCAUUUGGUGGUGGUUAUGGGUACGCAGUAUUAUGAAGGUCGUGAGCACCGAUACUCUGAUUAUCCAAUUGCUGAUGUAUUGCAAAUGAUGGGUCGGGCUUCUAAAACUGAAGGACAGGAUGGUGGUUUGUGUGUACUAAUGUGCCAGGCCGUAAAGAAGGACUUUUACAAGAAAUUCUUGUUUGAAGCCUUGCCCGUAGAAUCUCAUCUCGACCGGUUCUUGCACGAUUUCUUCAAUGCUGAAGUCGAUGCUCGAACAAUCGAAAAUAAACAGGAUGCAGUAGAUUAUAUGACGUGGACAUUCUUGUACCGUCGUAUGGCUCUCAAUCCCAACUACUAUGGCAUGCAGGGUGCAAGUCAUCGACACUUGUCUGAAAAGCUGUCUGACUUGGUAGAAUCGACAUUGGAGGAACUAGCCACAUCAAAAUGUAUAUCAGUUGAAGGAGACGAUGUAUCGCCAGUCAAUCUAGGUAUGGUAGCAGCAUACUAUUAUGUCCAUUACGCCACCAUCGAGACCUUUGCUCUAUCCCUAAAAGCAACCACGAAAUUACGAGGUCUGCUUGAAAUAGUAUCCCAUGCCGCCGAAUAUGAAACCAUACCGAUAAGACAUCACGAGGAAACCGUCCUCAAUAAAAUCCAUGACCGACUACCCGUAAAACUCGAUAAGGAUUUCACGUCUCCACAUACCAAAACCAAUCUAUUACUCCAAGCCCACUUUUCCCGUAUCCAGCUACCAGCAGAUCUAGAAUCCGAUCAAAAACUAGUAUUAAAGAAAAUCUUGUCUCUCAUCCAAGCCUGCGUAGAUGUCAUAUCCUCUGCCGGAUGGCUGCCCACAGCACUAGCAGCCAUGGAAUUAUCUCAAAUGUGUGUACAAGCCAUGUGGGAUCGCGAUUCUGCAUUACGCCAAGUACCACAUUUAACCUCCGACGCUAUCGAACGUCUCAAAGCCCUCAAAGUAGAAACCGUCUAUGAUUUAAUCGAAAUGGACGACGACGAUCGCGUAAACGCACUUCAAAUAGACGAUCGACGACUUAUGGAAGUAGCUAGGUUUACCAACAGAUACCCAAACAUUGACGUCAGCUUUGAAGUCGAUGAGGAAACAGUCGCUCAGGGUGGUGUUGUCACUGGACGUGUUAAACUCGUCCGGGAAGGUGACGAUAACGAAGAGGAGGCGACAAAGAAGAAUGAGGUUGGACCAGUUAUCGCGCCAUUCUAUCCAUCACGUAAAGAUGAGAGUUGGUGGCUUGUUGUAGGUGAUCCAAGGGAUAAGACCUUGCUGUGGAUUAAACGUACCACGCUGCAAUGGAAGGCGGAUGUCAAGAUGGAGUUUGUGGUGCCUGAUGGUAUGCCUGUGGGUAAAGCGGGACUGCAAUUGUUUUUGAUGUGUGACUCGUACUCUGGUUGUGAUCAGGAGUUUGAGUUGAAGAUAAAUGUCACGGAGGGUGAAGGUAGUGAGGAUGAGGAUGGGAUGGAGGUUGAUGGUUGA